CUCGCCGUCUCUGUCGUGUUCAUCGUGCAUCCCACAACUUCCUUGAUAGUUUCAUUCCGUAAACAUUCAGAGGCGACUGCAGAAACAAAUAUUUUAGCUAAGAAAGUUGCAUUUUUUGCUUGUUCUCAAGGAAACUGAAUACAAACUGCUAAUUGUAUUCCUUUCCAGCUGAUCGAAGCAAUCUAGGCAUGACACUGGAAAUAUGCAAUUUCAGGUCAAAGUUUGCUAAGACUUUCUUUUCCAUCACAAGUAAUCAAAUGCUUCAUCAAGUUCGUCACAAAAAGUUCCAUUAGUGUCCAUUAAGGGAACUCAAGAGUGAAGAUACAGAACCAGGGCAGGGUGACCAAAUAAAAUUGCUUGUGGUAGAUCAUUGCUGACCCAAUUUCCUUUUAAAAUAUACAGGUACUAAUUAACAUGAUAGAUCAUAAAAUAAGUCAACUCUCACUGUGGGCCCAAAAUUGAUCAGGCCACUUAUGUCGGUGAGGAAGUUGAUUUGCAUCGAGUGCUCUACAUGACUUGUUUAGUUCAUAGAGGGGUACUGCUCUACAUGACAACCUCCGACAACCGGGAUAAUUCUAAACUAUCUAAUCCAAGCUCGCCUGAUUGCUGGACCUGAUUUUUACUCAUUAAUGAUAGGUCUCAGUUGAAUAACAUAUGGUCAGCUCCAAGGACAGUUUGGUUUUCGGGCAGAAAAUUUCAUGAUUGUCUGCUAAAACUUCAGUAACUGGAUUCAGAACAAGGACCAAUGGUGUUGGAAUUGGCACAAUGCCAUGAACCUCGUCAAACCCUGAUGCCAACGACCAUCAGAGUUUUUGUUUCCAGUGUACUUUAUGUUUGCUUUUUCAGGACUUGAAUGCCACUAAGUCUCCACUCCUCCCCAUAUCCAAUUCUUUAAUCUGAUGCACGGAUGCUUGUCUUUGCUGAAUUUUCAGACAAGCUCUAAAUUCCAUGUCUCCCCCACCUCAUUUCUCUCUGAGAUCACCUCUCCUUCCAUUGUCCAUACCAAAAGAUCACACGAUCUGCAGAGAUCUCCAUGUCCAGUUCAAGUACUAAGAAACCUGCCAUGCUUGGAGUUGAAAGAUUGCUACUCCUCUUCAUGCUGUCCAUUCCAAUCUCCCAAGCUUGGUCCAUUGAUUACCCUAGCCCCAUUGCCAACCUUCCUUCUCUUUGGACCAACAAUGAAGCUACUAUCCCCUACAAUACAACCUACGAUGAUGGUUCCACGAUCAGAGCCAUUCUUGUCAGGCAGAAGCCUGCCGGGUUUGGUCCAUCCUUCGGCUGCGGCUUCAUCUGCACUGCUCCCUGCAAUGUCUUCCUCUUUGCAGUUUUCUUCAUGUCCAUUGGUGAUGCAAGCAAUUCUGCCUUCAAUGCAACAGCCACGCCAAGGGUCGUGUGGACAGCUAACAGAUACCGUCCUGUGAAGGAGAAUGCAUCAGUGCAGUUUACCAAGGAUGGAAAUCUCAUUCUCAGAGACUUCGAUGGUUCGUUAGUCUGGUCCACGAAUACAACAGGAAGCCCUGUUGUCGGCAUGAAUCUUGCUGAGACUGGGAAUCUGAUUCUCUUCAACGUGAUGGGGAAGACGUUAUGGGAAUCAUUUGUGCACCCAACUGACACACUCCUCAUUGGACAGUCAUUGUGGCAAGGGAAGAGGCUUAGCUCCACUUCCUCGGUGACAAAUAGUACUCAAGGUCAGUUUUACCUCACCGUGCUCGACAAUGGCCUCUAUGCUUUCAUUAAUGCAGAUCCUCCACAGCUCUAUUAUCAGAAAAACUUUAAUAUUACUGGUGCAAUAGUUCAAUCAAAGACGAACAUAUCCUCUGAUCAAGUGAAGAAUAGUACGGCUUACAUUUCCUUCUUACAAGGGAGCUUAUCAGCAUUUCUCAGGUUCAACAGCACAGAUAUCAAGUUAUUCGAUAUCUCGCUGCCUUUGCCAUCAUCGACACAAUUCAUGAGCCUUGAGGAUGAUGGGCACCUGAGAGUUUAUGGAUGGAACGGUAUUUCAUGGAAAACUCUUGCUGAUGUUCUGCAUGUGUAUCCUGAUGAAUGUGCAUACCCUACAGUAUGUGGAGAAUAUGGAAUCUGUUCACAAGGACAAUGCAGUUGCCCAAGUGGAAAUAUUGAUGAUGACCUUUUCCAUCAGUUGGAUGACCGGCAACCUAACCUGGGCUGCUCCCUAGCAACCCCUCUGUCCUGUGACAUGAUCCAAUAUCAUAAGCUUAUAGCACUGCCAAAUGUCACGUACUUCAAUUUUGCAUAUAAUUGGACAACAGAUGAAGAAAGCUGCAAGGAGGCAUGCUUGAAGACCUGUUCAUGCAAGGCAGUCUUUUUCCGGCAUCAAAAUGUCUCUAAUGGUUCCUGCUUUCUAGUGCCAAAGAUUUUCUCACUCAUGAAUUACCAGCCAGAAGUAGUUGGAUAUAAUUUAUCUGCAUAUGUCAAGGUGCAGAUGUUACCACCAUCAUCAAGUAAGAAAAUAAAUCCAACUGCUUACCACAUCGGUGUUCCUGUUCUAGUUGCAGUCGUCUGCCUACUCAUUCUCAUGAUCAGAAGAAUAAUAGUGAAGAGGAUGGAAGAGGAUGAUCCAUUUAAAGGAGUGGCUGGGAUGCCUACACGGUUCUCCUACAAACAGCUGAGAGAAGCAACUAAUAACUUCAGCAAAAAGCUGGGACAAGGAGGAUUCGGGCCAGUAUAUGAGGGAAAACUUGGAAAUGUCAAGAUUGCUGUCAAAUGCUUGCGUGACAUUGGCCAUGGAAAGGAAGAAUUCAUGGCCGAAGUCAUCACCAUUGGUAGCAUCCAUCAUAUUAAUCUUGUCAGAUUGAUUGGGUACUGCUCCGACAAAUUCCACAGGCUCCUUGUGUAUGAGCAUAUGAGCAACGGGUCUCUGGAUAAAUGGAUCGUCAGAAAGAACCAAAGUGGUUCACUCAGUUGGGCAACUCGAUAUAAAAUUAUCCUAGACAUUGCAAAGGGCUUGGCCUACCUUCAUGAAGAAUGCCGCCAGAAGAUUGCUCACCUUGAUAUCAAGCCGGGAAAUAUCCUCCUUGAUGAGAAGUUCAAUGCAAAGAUCUCCGACUUCGGUUUAGCAAAGCUGAUUGAUAGGGACCAAAGCCAUGUGAUGACCAAAAUCAGGGGAACAAGGGGUUAUCUAGCACCAGAAUGGCUGUCAUCAACAAUUACUGAGAAGGCUGAUAUUUACAGCUUUGGUGUAGUUGUGCUGGAAAUAGUGAGUGGAAGGAGAAACCUGGAAAACAAUCAGCCUGAAGGAAGCAAUAAUCUAAUUAAUAUACUGCAAGAGAAAAUCAAGAUCGGGCAAGUUCUGGAUAUAGUCAGCAAUCAGGAUGAAGAUAUCCAGUUACAUGGAUCUGAAAUGACAGAAGUAAUCAAGCUAGCUAUCUGGUGCUUGCAGCGCGACUGCGGUAAACGACCAGCCAUGUCGCAGGUUGUGAAGGUCUUGGAAGGUAAUAUGGAAACAGAAAGCACUUCAGGCUAUGCAGCAACAGCCAGAGAUGAUAUCUGUGAUGCUUCAUCCCCUUUGUCCCCAGUGCCGGUGUCUGCAAGAUGAUAUGCUAUAGGGAAAGUAGGAAAACAAGGCCACUUGUAAUUUAGUCGCAAUUAUCGUGUGCAGUGCUUCUGUAAAUUUAUCUCCUAACAUUUUCAAUGUGUGAAUGGAAUGUGAAGUUUUAUGCAUUCACAAUCUUCCAAAAAGCAUAAAAGAAGAGCAUAGAAAGUUCCAACUUAACUUUUUUUUGUGCUUCAAUAAGCAUAACAUAUCAAUGGAGUAGUGUCGUUUUCUGCAAAACAUCAUGCCAAAUGAGCCCCAAAAACUGCUUCAUGGAUAGCGGCUGCAAUUCAGUAAACAGCGCAAACUGCACACACUUUUGAAAUCAUGUGCUAUCAUUUUUUUAAAAAACUUUUUGACUAGUGUUUGAGGUGAGAUUGUAUGGUAGCUAAACGAGCAGACAUGUGACAAGGGCUCUGACAGACAAUGAUGAUGAAUGGUGAUGGUAUGUCCCAGAACAUUGGUGGCUUGGUGGGUUAUGUAGAAGCAUGCCAUUUGUCUUAUGUUCGGCUAGUGUUUGUGCAAAAAGUGCGAGACCAGGUCAUUCGUUGUGUGGCAUUGCAACAUUUGAUCAUCCUAUUGUCUUCAAACAACUGCAGUCCUGAAUGUGAUGAUAUCUAUGCUAGGGGUGGUAAAGGGCCCUUUAAUUUAGCCUAGCAAAUUUAAAGCUCAGACUCAAUAAGGGCUGGGCCAUAAUAUUAUAUGACCUUGAACUAAAAAUAGAUAGAGCUGAAUUGAAUUGUGAAGGAGGUAUGCUGGCCAUGAUCCAUUACCACCCCUAAUGCUAGUUAUUACUAGAGAAAAAGAGGGGCACGAAUCAACCAACACGGCUAGCUAGCAAAGCAUA
Messenger RNA from Setaria italica (foxtail millet), 4400 nucleotides. RefSeq names its product G-type lectin S-receptor-like serine/threonine-protein kinase SD2-5. The transcript has a single exon. Gene Ontology annotation, biological process: protein phosphorylation. Lineage: Eukaryota; Viridiplantae; Streptophyta; Magnoliopsida; Poales; Poaceae. The record is from RefSeq and is a predicted model, not a curated record. Bases 1034 to 3556 code for a protein of 840 amino acids. Gene Ontology annotation, molecular function: ATP binding; protein serine/threonine kinase activity.